Molecule: messenger RNA, 1638 nt
Organism: Sinocyclocheilus grahami
Lineage: Eukaryota; Metazoa; Chordata; Actinopteri; Cypriniformes; Cyprinidae
Gene: lmo4la
Product: LIM domain only 4a
Exons: 5
Coding region: 370-873 (167 amino acids)
Source: RefSeq, a predicted model, not a curated record
UUGUUCGUUCAUGUGUAAUUCAGCGUGAACUGAUGCCAGAAACCAGACUUCGCAGCUCUUAGGGGGUUUUAGACACGAAUAAGGAAGCGAGUUAUAAUAAAUUCUAGUUUUAGGAAAGCGCCACAAAGCUCAACACUAACAUGAAGUUGACGGCUGCAGCGGAGCGCUUCUAACGAGAGGGACGAUUUUGAAGUUUGUUGGAACAAGAGACACUCGGAUUAUCAAAAGCGCAUUUUCUUCAACGCUUUUUGGGAGGACGAAAACAAAGUGCAUAUUAAAAGAAAGCCAGUCUCUCACUGUUUAAUUCUUUGAGAGUGAUCCCACCACCUUUUGACUUCUUUCCAGACUGCGUACAAAUAACGGCAGGCGAUGGUGAACAGCCGUGUGGAAAGCACCGCCGUUGCGGUAACAGGAGGUAGCGGCGGGGCAGUGCGCUCCUGUGCAGGCUGUGGAGGUCGGAUCUCAGAUCGCUUCCUGCUCUUCUCCAUGGAUCGGUACUGGCACACGCGUUGCCUCAAGUGCUCCUGCUGCCAGGCUCAGCUAGGAGAAAUCGGCAGCACCUGCUUCAGCAAAGGAGGAAUGAUCCUCUGCAGGAACGAUUACAUCAGGUUGUUUGGUCACAGUGGAGCCUGCAAUGCCUGUGGACAGUCAAUCCCUGCCAGUGAGAUGGUGAUGAGGGCCCAGGGUAACGUCUACCAUCUAAAGUGUUUCACUUGUGCCACAUGUCGAAAUCGCUUGGUGCCUGGUGACAGAUUUCACUAUGUCAAUGGCACCAUCUUUUGUGAACAUGACCGACCAGGUGGAGCUUUGCUCAGUAGUCACCUGACCCCCCUGCAGAGCAACACCCUCCUACCCGACCAAAAGGUGUGCUGAGAAAACAUGGAUUUAUAAUUUGCGGUGUGCCUUUUCUUCGUAUUUUUCCUCACAUCUUUCCUUCAAUCUAUCAUUGUGAAAGUCCACCCACAGCCAGGAUCUUCCACCCCACUUUCGUGCAUCCAGCCACCUUAGAAGACGGAUUCAGAACUACGCAAGUACUGUGAGUCACUUGCGAGACAAUCACCCCUGACGAGGGAAACGUAAUCAUAUUGAAGAAAGUCACAGAAUCGGGAAAUCAUCAUAUGCACUCUUAUUUGGUCUGUCUGGUCAUGGCUGGGAUGGCCCGACCCUGAAAGGCUUAGACUCUUAAAGAGCAGCUAAUUAAUGCUGGGGUGAUGCUCAACAUGAUUUUAUUCCCUUUUGAGAAGUUUCUCAAGAAAUGUUGUGGACUUUACCUGACAUUUUGGUCUGCGGGGGUCUGUGAAUUAUGAUAGAUAUCACUACUUGCCCACAAAAUGACAUCCAUAGAUCAAAAGACUGUUAAAACUCGCAGUUUGUUUCAGUGGUGGUUGCCUUUUGCUUACAGGCUCUUUUCACUUUAAGUGUAAUUUUAUUCGAUCUUUUUUUAAAAUGCUCUGUCGUCUUUGGUGCCUAAAAAAACUUCUUAUUUCCAGUUUGUCCACCUUUUAUCACUAGCAAGUAAUCAUGCACAUGCACAGUACAGAUGUGAACAUGUAUUGUUUUGUCUAUUCGAGUUUAUGACAUAUGAAGCGUAGACUGAGUCGUAGACUGCAGAGGAAACAGCAUGUUUUUUUUCCAUGG